AUCUUGUUUGUCAAUCAACAUUCAAAAAAUUGUUAAAUUUAGGUUUUGCCUUCCCCCAAAAAUUUGAUCAUCAUUACAAAAACAUAAUACCCUUUGUUCACAAGAAUGAACCACACACAUUGACAUACACCCAUCAAAAACACAAUACAACACAGCUCAAAAACAUCUUCGUCAUUUCUCCCUCUUUGUGCGGUUGCCGGUGAAAAAACCUCAUCGUUUUCUCUUUAAGUUGAUUGAGCUGAUAGAGAAGAUACGAAAUGGAUCGUAAAGUGAUCGAACUGGAGCAAGGAUGGGAGUUCAUGGGGAAGGGAAUUACAAAGUUGAAGAGGAUUCUAGAAGGAUUAGACGAGCCUCCAUUUAACUCUGAAGACUACAUGAUGCUUUACACGACAAUAUACAACAUGUGUACUCAGAAACCACCUCAUGAUUAUUCUCAACAGCUUUAUGACAAUUACCGACAGGCAUUUGUGGAUUACAUUAACUCAACGGUUCUACCUUCUUUACGAGAAAAACAUGAUGAGUUUAUGUUGAGAGAACUCGUGAAGAGAUGGUCAAAUCAUAAAGUGAUGGUCAGGUGGUUGUCUCGCUUCUUUCAUUAUCUGGAUCGGUACUUUAUUGCUCGGAGGUCGCUUCCUUCUCUUAAUGAAGUUGGAUUGACUUGCUUUCGUGAUUUGGUUUAUCAAGAAAUAUCAGGCAAAGCAAAGGAUGCUGUUAUAGCUCUGAUUGAUGUAGAAAGAGAGGGAGGUCAAAUUGACCGAGCAUUAUUGAAGAAUGUACUCGAUAUAUAUGUUGAAAUUGGAAUGGGACAAAUGGAUCACUACGAAAAGGACUUCGAAGCACAUAUGCUGCAUGAUACCGCUUCUUACUACUCGCGCAAAGCCUCAAGCUGGAUCCUAGAAGACUCGUGUCCAGAAUACAUGCUGAAGUCUGAAGAAUGUUUGAAGAAAGAGAAGGAUAGAGUGGCUCAUUAUUUACAUUCGAGCAGUGAACCGAAGCUUCUAGAGAAGGUGCAAAAUGAGUUGCUAUUGGUUUAUGAAAACCAGCUAUUAGAGAAGGAGAAUUCUGGAUGUCGUGCUCUAUUGAAAGAUGACAAGGUGGAAGAUCUUUCUAGAAUGUACAGACUUUACAGUAAGGUUACCAAAGGGUUGGAACCCAUUGGCAGUAUCUUCAAACAGCAUAUAACUGAUGAAGGGACGGCCUUAGUGCAGCAGGCUGAAGAUGCUGCAAUGAGCAAGGCUGAAAAUUCUGGCGGCUCGCAUGAGCAGGUUUUUGUCAGGAAAGUGAUUGAGUUGCAUGACAAGUUCAUGACUUACGUCACUGAUUGUUUUAACAGCCAUACAAUCUUUCACAAGGCUCUCAAGGAAGCCUUUGAGGUAUUCUUGAAUAAGGGUGUUGCUGGUAGUUCAAGUGCUGAACUGUUGGCUACAUUCUGUGAUAAUAUUCUCAAGAAGGGUGGUAGUGAAAAAUUAAGCGAUGAGGCUAUUGAGGAUUCACUUGAGAAGGUGGUGAAGCUUCUAGCAUAUGUCAGUGACAAAGAUCUGUUUGCUGAAUUCUAUAGAAAGAAGCUCUCUCGUCGGCUACUCUUUGACAAGAGUGCUAAUGAUGAUCAUGAGAGAAGUAUUCUAACGAAAUUGAAGCAGCAGUGUGGGGGACAGUUUACGUCGAAGAUGGAGGGGAUGGUGACAGACUUGACAUUGGCGAGGGAAAACCAGACUAAUUUUGAAGAAUAUCUUGGACAGAAUCCAGAUGCUAGCCCUGGUCUUGAUUUGACCGUGACGGUUCUGACAACCGGGUUCUGGCCAAGUUACAAAUCUUCUGAUCUUAACCUUCCUGCUGAGAUGGUAAGGUGUGUUGAAGUUUUCAAGCAGUUUUAUCAAACUAAAACAAAACAUAGGAAGCUGACCUGGGUUUACUCAUUGGGAAGUUGUAAUAUUAAUGGAAAAUUUGGUCAGAAAACAAUUGAAUUGGUCGUUGGAACUUACCAGGCUGCUGCUUUGAUGCUUUUUAAUACAUCAGAUCGAUUGAGUUAUUCCGAAAUUGCUACUCAACUAAACUUAGCUGAUGAAGACUUGGUCAGAGUGCUUCAAUCAUUAUCUUGCGCGAAAUAUAAGAUUCUUCUGAAAGAGCCAAGCUCAAGAACCGUGUCCGCAACUGAUUAUUUUUCAUUCAACUCUAGUUUUACAGACAGAAUGAGGAGGAUUAGGAUUCCUCUUCCUCCAAUGGACGAAAGAAAAAAGGUUGUUGAGGAUGUUGACAAAGAUAGAAGAUAUGCUAUUGAUGCCUCUAUUGUACGGAUUAUGAAAAGUAGAAAGGUUUUGGGGUAUCAGCAAUUAAUCACAGAGUGUGUGGAGCAGCUUAGCCGUAUGUUUAAGCCUGAUUUCAAGGCAAUUAAGAAGAGGAUCGAGGAUUUGAUCACCAGAGAUUACAUCGAAAGAGACAAGGAGAACCCACAACUAUUCCGGUACUUGGCUUGAUCAUAUGCUCGUGUUUAUACGAGCUUACUAUUCGGUGUUUACUUCGGUAUCAAUGUCAUAAUGCUAAAUUGUCGAGAUUAAGUUAUGAUGUACAGAACUUCCGGUUUCAAUGAGUUAAAAUUCGUAGUAAAACAUAAUUUUUUGGGGCUCAUGCAAUCUAAGAAACCAAAUAGACGACGUUUGUCAAUUUGAGUAAGCUGUUUAGCUCAAAUGUUGCUUUGUGAAGUAAGAUUAUCCAGAAUUUGGAUGUAUGUGAGAUGAUGUAUAAUGUAUUUUCUUUGUAUUCUCCUCAUACUAUUUUAAGUUCUUCGUA
This is a messenger RNA of Amaranthus tricolor (Joseph's coat), 2787 nucleotides long. RefSeq names its product cullin-1. Gene Ontology annotation, molecular function: ubiquitin protein ligase binding. The record is from RefSeq and is a predicted model, not a curated record. Gene Ontology annotation, biological process: ubiquitin-dependent protein catabolic process; protein ubiquitination. Gene Ontology annotation, cellular component: cullin-RING ubiquitin ligase complex. The coding region runs from base 258 to 2474 and encodes 738 amino acids. NCBI's taxonomy places the organism in Eukaryota, Viridiplantae, Streptophyta, Magnoliopsida, Caryophyllales, Amaranthaceae. The transcript is spliced from 20 exons.